This is a messenger RNA of Penicillium waksmanii, 606 nucleotides long. Its product is annotated as mitochondrial 54S ribosomal protein mL58. Gene Ontology annotation, molecular function: structural constituent of ribosome. The record is from RefSeq and is a predicted model, not a curated record. Gene Ontology annotation, cellular component: mitochondrial large ribosomal subunit. The transcript has a single exon. Lineage: Eukaryota; Fungi; Ascomycota; Eurotiomycetes; Eurotiales; Aspergillaceae. Bases 1 to 606 code for a protein of 201 amino acids.
AUGGCGGCCUCGAUCACAAUGCCCAAGCGGCCCUUCUUGACGCUACCCUUUCUGCUUCCCUCAUUGACAGAAUCUCUCUCCAUUGGUGCCGUGCGCCACCAAUCCUCAUAUCGCCGCACCAAGCAACGGCUUCGCGUCAAGCCGGAUGCAUCUUUCGGCCCAUCUCAACAGGGUCGUGACCAAAUCAUCUACAACCCACCCUCCAGCGCCCCGUCGGUCUACCACACACCCAGCAAGUUCCUGCCUGUCAAUGAUGUCCGACGUGCCAUGCGGCCAGCGAAUGCUGCUACAGCUACUACCGAUGUCAACGAACUGCCCAGCGUGUACAAGACCGAGCCGGAAAGGAAAUACCACCUAACACCCGAGGAUGUCGAGGAGAUCCGCAAGCUCCGAUUGAACGACCCGAUGACCUGGAGCCGGUACAGUCUGGCUAAGAAGUUUGAGUGCUCGCCGCUCUUCAUUGCGAAGGUCUGUGGAGCUAGUCCCGAGAAGAAGGCGAUCCAGAAGCAGGUCCUGGAAGCUGUACAAUCACGAUGGGGUCCGAAGCGACGGAUGGCCAGGGAAGACCGGAAGUUGCGUCGGGAGGCUUGGGGACGCGAUGAAUAA